CGCUGGUCCCAAUGGGAACAAUUACGCUAGAAUACGCUAGAAUGAUAGCACACAGCUUGAAGCUACUAUAAUUCGCUGGUUUUCUCUAUUUAACUUUGGAGGUUGUCGAUCGCUCCUAUUGCAUGAGAUGAUCUACCAUCCAUCGCCCUCUGUUCAGCUCUAUGGUCGGAUCUCAACGCGUGGUGGGGCUGUGGGCUGACCGACCACGUCGAGGGGCAAGAUAAGAAGGACGUUAUGGACACCGAUAUGGGUAGCUAAAAGAUAUAUAGCCUGUUAAUCUCCCUAAGUAUUUUGGUUUCACCAACAGUCUCCGCUGUGAGAUCACAGGUGAACUGUUUCGGGCAUUACUUCAGAAAUUGAACAGGUCACUUAUCAUUUGGAUCACAAUGAUUAUCAAUCCGACAAAUUUGAUCACGGAUAACAACGAUUACUAGACACGACCCUUCCUCAUGGAUUUCCCAAGAGGCUGGAAUCCAGUAUGGCCUGGGAAGGAAAGGAUAUUUCCCUGGAUCACGCUCUCGGUGGCGGGGCUCCAUACUUGUUGAUUCUGGAGGGUCCACAAUUGGCCGAGAUCGAUGCGGCGCUCAGAUACUUCCAAAGUUUGGCUCAGCCAAUGGAAAUUCUUAACCCGUCAACGUUUCCUCUGCCGGGUUUGUGGUCGAUUCUCCGGUCUGUAUCGGACAAUCUUCAUUCGGACUAUGGCUUUACUCUCAUUCGUGGAGCACCAGUGGAACGCUAUACCCGCGAAGAGAACAUGAUCAUUCAUGUCGGAAUCUCAUCCCACAUUGGCGCCAUGCGAGGCCGCCAAGACCAUCAAUUUAAGGGCCAGCCAGCGGACGUGAUGCUGGCCCACAUCACCGACAUGCGACGCCCGAGUGGGGAGCAAAAUUACGCCCUGGCAGCAUAUACCGACAGUGAAGUGGUAUUCCACACGGAUGUGGGGGAUAUCGUGUCGCUCUUCAUGCUUAGCGAGCCAGCAAAUGGCGGUGAAAGUCUCCUUGCGAGUGGAUGGACAGUGUACAAUGCAUUGGCCGAGACCCGCCCGGAUCUAGUCCGCGUUUUGGCAGAGGAUUGGCCGAUCCCUAGUGCACAGGAACCUGGUCUCAUUAAGCACAGACCGCUUCUGUUUUAUCAGCCUGCCAGAGGUUCAACUCCAGAACGAAUUAUCUUGCAAUUCUCACGGCGCUCAUUCUCUGGGUUUGGAGCCCACUCCCGGCUAAACAGACUCUCUCCCAUCCAGAUGGAGGCACUAGAUGCUCUCCAUCUUCUGGCCGAGAAGUCCCAUGUGGCAAUGGAGCUGAAAAAGGGCGAUAUGCAAUUCAUCAAUAACCUCAGUAUGGUCCAUGCUCGAAAUAGUUAUGUGGAUGGUCCAGAUAGUCGACGACACCUACUGCGCCUAUGGCAUCGUGAUCCUCAAAAUGCGUGGGCCACACCUGAGCCAUUGCGCAAUCGUGCAGAUCGGAUUUAUGCCGACAAAUUUCGACGCGGACCGCAGACUUUUUUUGUGGAUCCAAUCCCUAGACCGGUGGGGAAGGUUUAAACAGGAGUAAGAUGACAAUUGAAAUACAACCAAUAUGAGGGGUAGGUUGAGUGUUUUUCGUGAUUAACGUGGAUUAUCAGCUCGACAGCAACCUACUGGAGAUACGACAUUAUAACAUUUUUUCAAUGCUACAUCGUGUGAAACACUUGGUGAUGGCUUGAAUGGAUUAGAGGAUAUGGGCUAAUUCUGCUGAGCUCCACUGACUUGCGGCUGAAGUAAUGACUCAUUGAAUUUUUAAAAUUGGGUCCAUUCAGGGCUUUUUCGUAUAUCAGGGCCGGUAGAUGGACGAGAGAAAUGCUAUCGCGUAGCAUCCGGGAUAAAAUUGACCUGAAUAUACAUGGUGCACAUCACAGAUAUUUAACAAUAGCUGAAAAAACGGCAUAUAGAUGCCGAGUAUACUAUUACCGGCUAGGUCCACAUUGG
Messenger RNA from Aspergillus pseudotamarii, 1963 nucleotides. Its product is annotated as TauD/TfdA family dioxygenase. The record is from RefSeq and is a predicted model, not a curated record. The coding region runs from base 479 to 1540 and encodes 353 amino acids. Lineage: Eukaryota; Fungi; Ascomycota; Eurotiomycetes; Eurotiales; Aspergillaceae. The transcript is spliced from 4 exons. Gene Ontology annotation, molecular function: oxidoreductase activity.